GGUUAUGAAGAUUGGCUUCGACAUAAAGCUGACAAUGCAAUGAACCAAUACCCUGUUCAUUUCAUUCAACAUGGUAAACUGGUUAGAAAGCAAAGCCGAAAAUUAAGAGUUGGAGAUAUUGUAAUGGUAAAAGAAGAUGAAACAUUCCCAUGUGACUUAAUAUUUCUAUCAAGUAGUAGAGAAGAUGGAACAUGUUUUGUUACAACAGCUAGUCUGGAUGGUGAAUCCAGCCAUAAAACUCACUAUGCUGUUCAAGAUACAAAGGCAUUUCACAAUGAACAAGAAAUCGAUGCACUACAUGCUACCAUUGAAUGUGAACAACCUCAGCCUGACCUUUAUAAAUUUGUUGGUCGAAUAAAUGUUUACCAUGAUAGGAAUGAGCCUACUGCAAGGCCAUUAGGAUCCGAAAAUCUGCUUCUUAGAGGAGCCACUUUAAAGAAUACAGAAAAAAUCUUUGGUGUUGCUAUCUACACUGGCAUGGAAACUAAGAUGGCAUUAAAUUACCAGGCAAAAUCACAGAAACGAUCUGCUGUAGAAAAAUCAAUGAAUGUAUUCCUUAUUGUAUACCUCUGUAUCCUCAUCAGUAAAGCACUGAUAAAUACUGUCCUGAAGUAUGUCUGGCAGAGUGAACCAUUUCGUGAUGAGCCAUGGUAUAAUCAAAAAACAGAGCCAGAAAGGAAAAGAAAUUUGUUUCUUCGAGCUUUUACAGAUUUCCUUGCAUUCAUGGUUCUUUUCAACUACAUUAUUCCUGUAUCUAUGUAUGUCACUGUGGAAAUGCAGAAAUUUCUUGGUUCUUACUUCCUUACAUGGGACGAGGAAAUGUUUGAUGAGGACACAGGUGAAGGACCACUGGUGAAUACUUCUGACCUCAAUGAAGAGUUGGGACAGAUUGAGUAUGUCUUCACAGAUAAAACAGGAACAUUAACUGAGAACAACAUGGAAUUUGUUGAAUGUUGCAUUGAAGGGCACGUUUAUGUGCCACAUGUUAUCUGCAAUGGCCAGAUUCUCCACGAUUGUACAGGCAUUGAUAUGAUUGAUUCUUCUCCAGGAGGAAGUGGAAAGGAGAGAGAGGAACUGUUUUUCCGAGCUCUUUGUCUCUGCCACACUGUUCAGGUGAAAGAUGAUGACAGUGUAGAUGGAUUGAAGAAAAGCCAGCUCUCAAGAAGAUCUUGCAUAUAUAUAUCGUCAUCACCAGAUGAAGUUGCUCUCGUUGAGGGAAUACAGAGACUUGGUUACACCUAUCUAAGGCUGAAGGACAAUUUUAUGGAGAUUGUAAAUCGGGAAAAUAACAUAGAGAAGUUUGAAUUAUUAGAGGUUUUGAGUUUUGAUUCUGUGAGACGGCGGAUGAGUGUCAUUGUUAGAUCUUCAACAGGUCAUAUAUUUCUGUUUUGUAAGGGAGCAGAUUCUUCCAUAUUUCCUAGAGUUAAAGAAGGCAAAAUUGACCAAAUACGAUCCAGAGUUGAACGCAAUGCAGUGGAGGGACUGCGAACACUGUGUGUUGCAUAUAAAGAGCUCACAGCAGAGGAAUAUAGCAAAGUACAGAAGCUGCUUCAGAAUGCAAAGUUGGCCCUCCAGGACCGAGAAAAGAAAUUGGCAGAAGUGUAUGAGAAGAUAGAAAGAGAUUUUAUUUUACUUGGUGCCACAGCUGUUGAAGAUCGACUACAGGAAAAAGCUGCUGAUACUAUUGAAGCACUUCAGAAAGCUGGAAUUAAAGUUUGGGUUCUGACAGGAGACAAAAUGGAGACUGCUGCAGCUACUUGCUAUGCUUGCAAACUCUUCCGGAGAAAUACACAAAUACUUGAGCUAACCACAAAGAAAAUUGAGGAACAGAGUUUACACGAUGUGCUUUUUGACCUAAGCAAAACUGUUCUAAGACACAGUGGCAGCUUAACCAGGGAUACUUUCUCAGGACUUUCAACUGAUAUGCAAGAUUAUGGUUUAAUUAUUGAUGGAGCAGCAUUAUCAUUAAUAAUGAAACCAAGACAAGAUGGGAGCUCUGGUAACUACAGAGAGCUCUUUCUUGAGAUUUGCAGGAACUGCAGUGCAGUGUUAUGCUGUCGAAUGGCACCUCUGCAAAAAGCACAGAUUGUGAAAUUGAUUAAGUUAUCAAAGGAGCAUCCUAUCACAUUAGCAAUUGGUGAUGGAGCAAAUGACGUCAGUAUGAUUCUAGAAGCACAUGUUGGCAUAGGAAUCAUUGGCAAAGAAGGUCGUCAAGCAGCAAGAAACAGUGACUAUGCAAUACCUAAAUUUAAACAUUUGAAAAAAAUGUUGCUUGUUCAUGGGCAUUUUUAUUAUGUUAGGAUAUCUGAACUUGUGCAAUACUUCUUUUAUAAGAAUGUCUGCUUCAUUUUUCCUCAGUUUUUAUAUCAGUUCUUCUGUGGGUUUUCACAACAGACUUUAUACGAUACUGCGUAUCUAACACUGUACAAUAUCAGCUUCACUUCCCUUCCUAUCCUCUUUUACGGUCUAAUGGAACAGCAUGUCAGUGCAGACACACUCAAGAGAGAGCCUUCCCUAUACAGAGAUGUUGCCAAGAAUGCUUUGCUGCGCUGGCGUGCAUUUAUUUAUUGGACAUUCCUAGGAGUGUUUGAUGCUGUGGUAUUUUUCUUUGGUGCCUAUUUAUUGUAUGACAACACAGUUGUGACCAGCAAUGGACAGCUAAUGACAACCAGCACUCACAUGAUGUUUGGAAACUGGACCUUUGGGACACUGGUGUUCACUGUGCUUGUAUUCACGGUUACAUUGAAGCUUGCACUAGAUACACACUAUUGGACGUGGAUAAAUCACUUCAUGAUCUGGGGAUCACUGGUAUUCUACGUUGUCUUUUCUCUGCUCUGGGGAGGAAUUAUUUGGCCUUUUCUCAAUUAUCAGAGGAUGUAUUACGUGUUCAUGCAAAUGCUGUCUAGUGGUCCUGCGUGGCUGGGUAUAAUUCUGCUCAUAACUGUCAGCCUUCUUCCAGAUGUUCUCAAGAAGGUCUUUUACAGACAGUUGUGGCCUACAGCAACAGAAAGAAUCCAGGAUGCAUCGAGGCACUGUCAGGAGCACGUCUCGGAAUUCACACCUCUUGCCUGUCUGAAAAGCCCAAGAUACAGGAGCAGUGACUGCAGCAGUUCCCCAGCAAGAAGGUCUAAUUCUCAUUCUAAAAAAAUGAUGUUUACGCACUGGAGAGGCAUUGAUUAUUCAGUACUUCCAUCUGUCUUUGGCUAUUCAAAUAGGCAUUGCCGUCCCAGUGCAGGCUACCACUACAGUGGGUCAGGUUUGGAAACGUCUGUAUGACAGAACACCAAGUCAAGCCUUUAAAAACUAUUUAUUUCUUUUUUCAGGAAACAAAUAUGUCACAGAAAUACAUUAAACUAUACGUGGCUUUUGCUGUCUGAGGUAGUGUUCAGACAAGCAGGAUCAAGAGCUAGAAGUAUGAACCCUUCCAGGCCAAUAGGCCCCUUUUUAUGUUUUGAACUACUGGAGCAAUGAACAAUCUGCACAGUCUGGUACUGUGAGACUGGUAGCACUAAAA
Molecule: messenger RNA, 3514 nt
Organism: Nestor notabilis (Kea)
Lineage: Eukaryota; Metazoa; Chordata; Aves; Psittaciformes; Psittacidae
Gene: ATP11A
Product: ATPase, class VI, type 11A
Exons: 26
Biological process (GO): phospholipid translocation
Cellular component (GO): plasma membrane; endoplasmic reticulum; trans-Golgi network
Molecular function (GO): ATP binding; magnesium ion binding; ATP hydrolysis activity
Source: RefSeq, a predicted model, not a curated record